This is a messenger RNA of Ahaetulla prasina, 701 nucleotides long. It is a transcript of the gene NUDT2, whose product is annotated as nudix hydrolase 2. The record is from RefSeq and is a predicted model, not a curated record. The coding region runs from base 234 to 683 and encodes 149 amino acids. Lineage: Eukaryota; Metazoa; Chordata; Lepidosauria; Squamata; Colubridae. The transcript has 3 exons. Gene Ontology annotation, molecular function: bis(5'-nucleosyl)-tetraphosphatase (asymmetrical) activity. Gene Ontology annotation, biological process: ATP biosynthetic process; AMP biosynthetic process.
CGAAGCCUCGGAGCUGCUGAACUUCAUCUGCCACAAUUUGACAUCCAGCGUAAUCCUAGGCCCACAAGACAGUGGGAUUAUGGGAGUUGAAGUCCAUCUUUCCGGAAUCUGUCAAUUAUUAUUUUUUUAGCAGAAUUGCUUGGACAGGUUGUGGGGUGACCUGCUCCGCCCUCAUCUCAGAUCUUGCCAUCUGCUAACGCUGCUCCUUUCUGUUCCUUUUGGGUAAGAGCAGCAUGAGCUUAAGAGCCUGUGGCCUGAUUAUCUUCCGAAGGUUACCCAAGGCACGUGCUACUGCAGCUACGGACGGCCACAUCGAGUACCUUCUUCUGCAAACCUCAUACGGCAUCCAUCACUGGACACCCCCGAAAGGCCACGUAGACCCCGGGGAAGAUGACCUGCGCACGGCCCUGCGAGAGACCCAGGAAGAGGCUGGGCUGGCCUCCACCCAGUUCACCAUCCAGGAAGGUUUUAAGAAGGAACUGAAUUACGUGGUCAGAGGCAAACCCAAAACCGUGGUCUACUGGCUGGCCGAGCUGAAGGACCAGGACACGGAGAUCAAGCUCUCUUCAGAGCAUCGGGCCUUCCGCUGGCUGAGCCUUAGCGAGGCCUGCAGGCUUGCAGAAUACGAGGACAUGCAAAGCACCCUCAGAGAAGCUCAUCUCUUUCUCUCCACCAAAGAAUAAAUUUCCUUUUGUGCGAUG